AUGGCUGACCACGUCACCUCAGGAAGCCGAGCAGGGGACAGUCCGAGAGCCCGGACAGCAGAGGACCCAGAGCCGCCGUCCCGUGAGCCCAGACCCCCGGCAGAAGCGGCUCCAGGCAGCCGUCCCAGCAGCAGUCGAGGGCGCAGGCCAGUGACAGCGCCCGGCCCUGUCCCUCUCGCCCCCAGACGACUGCGUGUGAAUGUCACCAGGUCCCGGGUCACCGUGAAGCCGCAAGCCCCAGCCCCCAGUCAGCAGCCCCCCGUCAGCAGCCCCCAGUCAGCAUCCCCCAGUCAGCAGCCCCCCAGUCAGCAGCCCCCAGUCAGCAUCCCCCCAGUCAGCAGCCCCCAGUCAGCAUCCCCCCAGUCAGCAGCCCCCAGUCAGCAGUCCCCAGUCAGCAUCCCCCCAGUCAGCAGCCCCCAGUCAGCAUCCCCCCAGUCAGCAGCCCCCAGUCAGCAUCCCCCCAGUCAGCAGCCCCCAGUCAGCAUCCCCCCAGUCAGCAGCCCCCAGUCAGCAUCCCCCCAGUCAGCAGCCCCCCGUCAGCAGCCCCCCGUCAGCAGCCCCCCGUCAGCAGCCCCCAGUCAGCAGGCCCCUGUCAGCAGCCCCCAGUCAGCAGCCCCCCGUCAGCAGCCCCCAGUCAGAAGCCCCCCAGUCAGCAGCCCCCUGUCAGCAGCCCCCAGUCAGCAGCCCCCUGUCAGCAGCCCCCAGUCAGCAGCCCCCAGUCAGCAGCCCCCCAUCAGCAUCCCCCGUCAGCAGCCCCCCGUCAGCAGCCCCCCGUCAGCAGCCCCCCAUCAGCAGCCCCCCGUCAGCAGCCCCCAGUCAGCAGCCCCCCGUCAGCAGCCCCCCGUCAGCAGCCCCCCAUCAGCAGCCCCCAGUCAGCAGCCCCCCGUCAGCAGCCCCCCGUCAGCAGCCCCCAGUCAGCAGCCCCCCAGUCAGCAGCCCCCGGUCAGCAGCCCCCAGUCAGCAGCCCCCAGUCAGCAGCCCCCCCCCCAUACACUUGGUGACUGA
Messenger RNA from Erinaceus europaeus (western European hedgehog), 1005 nucleotides. RefSeq lists its product as uncharacterized. The record is from RefSeq and is a predicted model, not a curated record. Lineage: Eukaryota; Metazoa; Chordata; Mammalia; Eulipotyphla; Erinaceidae. The transcript has 2 exons. The coding region runs from base 1 to 1005 and encodes 334 amino acids.